AUGAACAGUUGGAAUGAACCGUACAAUAAGUUUGAUCUUACUAUUAUUUCCUUAGGUUAUUUGGUAUGCUUACUGUUUGGUUAUUCAUGUAAAACACUAAAGAAACUAAAUUCAUGGACACAUAACAUUGUACUGGUACUGUACGUUGGUCUUGCUUUACUUGGACUAGCAUGGCUUUGGAACCUUGGUGUAGUUGAAUUGUUUUCUACAUUGUUUUACCGUGUUUUUGAACGAUCUUCUACAAGGUAGGUAAGAUAACUUUAUAUCAAUGACGCUUUUAGGACUUGCUUGUUAUUAUUCUGGGCGAUCAAUGUGUUUGCAUCUGUUGGUUUUUGUGUACGAACUGCAUAUUUUGUGAAUCACAUAACUACGACGCAUCGGAAGUUCUUUCAUGUCACGGUGUCGGCCGUAGCCAUCACAGGUUUCAUGUACGAUGUAGCUUUUGCUGUGAUUUGUGGUCAUGUCAUGAUCUGUAUCUUUAUAAUUUUGGAGGUAUGGUUUUGUCAAGACCUAGAGCUCAAUGUUGUAUAAAAUUUCAUUUUUAUUAGUUAUUAUAUUAUUUUAGAUCCUCCGAGUUCACAGAGUUCAACCGUGGUAUCACACUUUGGAUGCCAACAUGUUGCCGUUCUUGGACGGGCAGGACAACAAGAAUCUGGUCUUGACUCCUAUUCAUUUGAUAGCUGGAGUCUUCAUUCCUAGCAUGUUGCAGUAUCUUCUCUGUGGCUCAGUAACUACAGUAAGGGCAUCAUAUUACAGUGGUGUGAUUACAGUAGGCGUUGGGGACGCAUGUGCAGCUGUCGUUGGCAGUAACGUCGGUAGAAACAGAUGGGGAGUGAAGUGUCGCAAGUCUAUUGAAGGAUCAGUGGCUAUGUUAGUGGGGCAGGUAGUUAUCCACGCAGCUUUGUUUGGUGUACAUGAUCUGGGAGUUGGAAUCGUGGUCAUCUACAGCUUGAGUACGUUAUUAGAAGCGGCGUUAGAACGAGGGGACAAUAUAAUGUUACCUAUCUUUGCCUUCUUUCUUUUGAAACUGCGAGAAUGGUUCUUGUACCCAUAA
This is a messenger RNA of Bursaphelenchus okinawaensis, 1054 nucleotides long. The record is from the annotation of a GenBank genome assembly. Lineage: Eukaryota; Metazoa; Nematoda; Chromadorea; Rhabditida; Aphelenchoididae.